Pangasianodon hypophthalmus (striped catfish) is the source of this 3857-nucleotide messenger RNA. RefSeq names its product ubiquitin specific peptidase 14 (tRNA-guanine transglycosylase) (gene usp14). The transcript has 16 exons. Gene Ontology annotation, molecular function: proteasome binding; cysteine-type deubiquitinase activity; protein binding. Gene Ontology annotation, biological process: protein deubiquitination; proteasome-mediated ubiquitin-dependent protein catabolic process; regulation of proteasomal protein catabolic process. NCBI's taxonomy places the organism in Eukaryota, Metazoa, Chordata, Actinopteri, Siluriformes, Pangasiidae. Bases 182 to 1666 code for a protein of 494 amino acids. The record is from RefSeq and is a predicted model, not a curated record.
AGCAGGUCGUGCAGUCGAUAGCGGAUGGGCUCGAUGUGCUCCACAGCGCGUGCAGGUGCAGCGUCAUUCUGCUCUGAUGUUUGAAUGAAAGUCGGUGAAAACGGUCCGUGCGCGCGCGAGUUUAAACCGGAUACACACACACACACACACACACACACACGCACGCGGACACGGACUCGCCAUGCCUGUAUUCACCGUGAAUGUGAAGUGGGGUAAGGAGAAGUUCGAGGCGGUGGAGCUGAACACUGAGGAGCCUCCGAUGGUGUUUAAAGCCCAGCUGUUCGCUCUGACUGGAGUUCAGCCUGAUCGACAGAAGGUCAUGGUCAAGGGAGGAACGCUGAAGGAUGAAGAGUGGGGAAACAUCAAGAUCAAAAACGGGAUGACGUUCCUGAUGAUGGGAUCAGCGGAUGCGCUGCCCGAGGAGCCGUCCGUCCGGCCGAUGUUUGUGGAGGACAUGACGGAGGAGCAGCUCGCUUCAGCCAUGGAGUUACCGUGUGGACUGACGAAUUUGGGGAACACGUGCUACAUGAACGCCACGGUGCAGUGUCUCCGCUCGGUGCCUGAACUCAGAAACUCCCUCAAAAAGUAUUCUGGUGCGUUGAGAUCCUCCGGAGCAAACGCGCCGUCUCAGUACAUCACAGCAGCUCUGCGUGACCUGUACGAGUCGAUGGAUAAAACUUCCUCCAGUAUUCCCCCCAUCAUCCUGCUGCAGUUCCUGCACAUGGCCUUCCCUCAGUUCGCCGAGAAAGGAGAUCAGGGACAGUACCUACAGCAGGAUGCUAAUGAAUGCUGGGUCCAGUUGAUGCGGGUUCUCCAGCAGAAAUUAGAACCUCAAGAACCUGAAACCCCCAUGGAGACGGGUGACGGUGAUGGCGGAGCUGCAGCUUCAUCCACAAAGAAGAACUUCAUUGACCAGUUUUUUGGGGUGGAGUUUGAAACUACAAUGAAGUGCACGGAGUCGGAGGACGAGGAACCCACCAAAGCUACCGAGAGCCAACUGCAGCUCAGCUGCUUCAUUAACCAGGAGGUCAAAUAUCUGGCAACCGGCAUUAGAUUGCGACUACAAGAGGAAAUAACGAAAUUUUCCCCGUCUCUACAGAGAGACGCGCUCUAUGUGAAAACGUCUAAAAUCAGUCGUCUCCCGGCGUACCUCACUGUUCAGAUGGUUCGCUUCUUCUACAAAGAGAAGGAGUCUGUUAAUGCCAAAGUUCUCAAGGACGUGAAGUUCCCCCUCAUGCUGGACGUGUAUGAGCUGUGCACUGCUGAGCUGCAGGAAAAAAUGAUGCCUGUGAGGUCCAAGUUCAAGGACAUGGAGGACAAAAAGCUGGAGAAACAGCAGCAGAAGAUCAAUAAGAAGGUCGAGGCUCCAAAAGAAGGGAAAUAUGAAGCCUUUUCAUUUCCUGACGAUCUGGGAUCCAGUAAUAGCGGUUACUAUGAGCUGCAGGCUGUUCUGACGCAUCAGGGCCGCUCGAGCUCCUCCGGCCAUUACGUCGCCUGGGUCAAGAGGAAAGAAGAUGAGUGGGUGAAGUUCGAUGACGAUAAGGUGAGCGUGGUCACGCCAGAGGACAUCCUGAAGCUGUCGGGAGGCGGAGACUGGCACAUCGCCUACGUGCUGGUUUACGGGCCGCGGCGUCUCGAAGUCAUGGAAGAAGAACAGAAACAAUAACACACACACACACACACACACACACACACACACACACGAGAGCACGCGUUCUUUACCGCCAUCUCCGAGCACUGUCUGCGUAAGAUGUGCAAUAAACCUUGGUGUCUUUCAAACCCCACCUCGCGUCACGUCAGCGUGGUCUCUGUGCACGCAUCCGGGGCGGCCGUGAUGCGUAUUCGCGUGAUGGUUUUGGAUUUUUGUGUUUUUAUUAUAUAUUUUUUUUGGUAACUUCUCCAUCAUCUCCAUCUCAUCAUCUGCGGAUUUGAGGCGAUCACUGAAAAUAAACUUGGGCUGAAGGAAGGAAGGAAGAGGAGAAGUAGAAAUGUUAUGAUUUUCUAAACAUUUUAUACGUACGUUUUUUUUUUCUUUCUUUCAAAAACGUGAAAUUUCCUUCAUGCGGUCACACCUUCGGCAGUCGCCAUGGCGAUGAUGAUACGACAAAUUAAAAGACGCAUUUCUGGAUUUGCUAGGUGAUAGCGAUAGUACGAUAAAUAAAUCGCAGUACAAUUGUGACGCCAUAUACAAAACUAAUUCGUGCAACACUAAAGGUCGUGACCCCGAAUGGGCCGGGUUUCGUUCUGUCCUCGUAGCCACAUCGUAGAUCAGAAUUUUUGGUCAACUAGCGCAAGUCGACAUGCUAGCAAACCAGGGCUACUCGUUUUUUCGUAAAAAAACAUUCGUGUAACAUUCGCAUUUAGCUACUUUAGUGAAAAUAAUUAAAAUACUAAAUUUAUUUAAACAAAUACAGCACUGUGUGUCGGGGAGAAUAUUGGCGAUGUAUGGUUUUUUUUUUAUUAUUAAAUUUGACUUGUGAUGUUUGUUUGUUAGCUAACUAAGGACAAGGCUAGCUAUGGAAUUAUAUUUGUGCCACUAAAUUCAGGAUUUUAAAUCACAACGUACGUCAAAAUUUUUGGUCGACAUGCUAGCAAACCAGAGCUACUGUUCUUUUUCGUGAAAAACGUUCAUCCAACAUAAGCAAGACUAUCUGGCUAACAUUCGCAUUUAGCUAAUUUAGUGAAAAUGAUUAAAAUACUCAAUUUAUUUUCACAAGUACAGCACUGUGUAGCGGGGGAGGGGGUGAUGUUGUAUGAUUGGUUGAUUAAAUUUGACUUGUGAUGUUUGUUUGCUAGCUAAUUAAAGAUAAGGCUAGCUAUGGAAUUAUAUUUGCGCCACAAGAUUUGGGAUUUUAAAUCACAAACAUGAAUGUUACUCAUUUUGUAUUUGUAAUUAAAAUGUUCAAAUCCAGAUUUACAUCUUCGACCAAUCACAUAUCUUUAAAAGAAACAAAAAAAAAAAAAAACAACUUUGUGCAUUUGACUGAGCUUUGAACUGAAUUUGCGAUGUGUUGUGCUACGAAAAUCAGAAUUUGAACUUGUCCUUAUUGUUACUUGGAGCAGAAACCGUGAGUUUUACGGAUUUUUACGCAGAAAUUUCAGCGUAAAGAUUUCAAACGCGAGUGGCACAAACGUGAUUCCACGCUAGCUCAGGUGUGUUAGGUUACCUGGUUACUUUCGACCACAGAUCAACUUCAAUCGACAAAAACAAACACACGCUAUUCGUUCCUCGUUAGUUGGAGUGAAGGUUUGUUCACGUGAACAGGAUUAAGGACACGUACGCCGCUGCUUUUUUUAAAAUUUCCCUACGUAGAGAGCUGCUUUCUGACUGAAACACGAAUCUAUCCACAGGUAUGGUGAUGUCAUUUUGUUUUUUUUUUUGUUUGUUUUUUUAAAAAUGACUCAAAUUUGUCCAAAAUCAGAAAGACAUCAGUUCUUACUCUGUGACUGACUAUAAAUCACACCGGAGGUGUUUGUCAGGAAAAGUCUGCGAUGGAAACAAACAGUGGGCCUCAUUUAUCAGAUUAUUUAGUAACGCUUUCUUAAAUGUGUAAAUAUUUUCACUGGACAAACUGAACUAAAAAAUUUCCACCCGAUUUAAACGUUUCGCUGAAUUUCUUCGUGCACACGUUUGUCCGAUAAACACCAAUCAGACGUAAAUGACAAAUUACUAAGCACGGCUGAUUUACAAUUAGCCACGCCCACUACACAUGUUCCGACCGUGUCGUAAGCAUGGUGUGAGCCGCCAGGGUGCCAUUACUUUUGUCCUGAUUGAACGGCUAGUCUGAUUGGUCUUGGAAUCACUUUCUUUGCUUAUAUGUAAGUUCUCAUAAACACAGACACAUUAAAAAAAAUAA